Esox lucius (northern pike) is the source of this 3481-nucleotide messenger RNA. It is a transcript of the gene kcnj9, whose product is annotated as potassium inwardly rectifying channel subfamily J member 9. The record is from RefSeq and is a predicted model, not a curated record. NCBI's taxonomy places the organism in Eukaryota, Metazoa, Chordata, Actinopteri, Esociformes, Esocidae. Gene Ontology annotation, cellular component: plasma membrane. The transcript has 8 exons. Gene Ontology annotation, molecular function: inward rectifier potassium channel activity. Bases 786 to 2279 code for a protein of 497 amino acids. Gene Ontology annotation, biological process: regulation of monoatomic ion transmembrane transport; potassium ion import across plasma membrane.
UGCUAGCCUGUUGAAGAAUACAAUAGCUCAUGAAAGUAUAUUUACCUACCAAAGGAAGCCGCCUAGCUGUGAUUUUAAAUGCUGCUUUCUAAAUAAUCUUCAUUUAGAAUUUUCAGAAUAUUCAUCUGGCGAAAAACUAUGAAAAAGCCCAAAGGCUUAUAUCAUUAAUGUCUAUCAUGAUAAGACACACGGCAUAUGGGUGAUAGUGGAUGAUGAGUGUGAUGACAGCAUCCCCUCGACCGUCAAUAGCCCACAUGCAAAGCUGCAGGUGAUUCAUACAAAUCCGUCGGAUGCAGAUCCGUGGCGCUGCUAACACAGUACGGAAGAACUUCUGCCACUAUCAAACUUAGCUUGUGAAAUUGAAAUGGUAUAAUUCAAUAUUAGGGCUGUCUCUUCUUGAGGAUUACAGAAAUCCAACCAGCACAGAGUCGUUUGGUGGAGUUGCCUUUGUUUCCUGGUUGGAGUGGAGAGGACGGAUGCUGCGUCGAACAUUUUGACCAACACAAUCACCAGAACCGAUGAUUAACAUAAAAACAAUGGGUCGGAUAAUUAAACCUGAGCCGUAUAUCUCCGAGGGUCAGUGUUGGACAAUCCUCACAUAAAAUCCGUUUAACGAACACUGGAUAUUAGAUAAUCCCAUUAAGCAGAUGAAAGACUGCCCAAACUCCUGCCAGGACCUUGUCAGACAGAUGAAACAGACAAUAACCAGUGGGCAGGGUCUGCCAUAGGAAUAUAUCCAAGACUCAGGAACGCUCACACACACAAACACAUACACAUCAUUCCUGAUGGCGCUUGAGAACACUGCCUUCAUUUCGAGGCCAGAGUCGAGGACAGACUCCCUGUCUCUUCCCGUGGUGGAAAAAGGGGAGGGGCCGGUGGAAGAGGCUGCUGAAGUGUUUGAUGUAUCCGAUGAACUGGGCCAUGUGGUUACCACGGAUACCGCCCAGCCCUCUGCUAACAGAUCAUGGAAGUCCAAGCUGGCAGAGAGGCAGGCUAAUGCAGCAUCUGAUGAGUAUGUCAAGAAGCUGCCUCGGGUGAUGGAGAAGGAGAGGGGCAGAUUUGGCUGGGCGAAGAGACGUAAGAGGCAGCGUUAUGUGGAGAAGAACGGCCGAUGUAACGUGUCGCACGGCAACAUGAGGGAGACCUACCGUUAUCUGACAGACAUCUUCACCACCCUGGUGGACCUCAACUGGCGCUGCUCUCUCUUUGUCUUCGUCAUGGCCUACGCCAUCACCUGGCUCUUCUUCGGGGCCAUCUGGUACCUGAUCGCCUACCUCAGAGGGGAUCUAGAUCACCUGGAUGAUGAGACAUGGACACCGUGCGUCAACAAUGUGAAUGGAUUCAUCUCAGCCUUCCUGUUCUCCAUCGAGACAGAGACCACCAUCGGUUAUGGCCACCGUGUCAUCACUGACCAGUGUCCAGUGGGAACUAUGCUGCUCCUCCUACAAGCCAUACUGGGAUCUAUGGUGAAUGCCUUCAUGGUGGGCUGUAUGUUUGUGAAGAUCUCUCAGCCCAAUAAGCGUGCAGAGACACUUGUGUUCUCUAAGAAUGCAGUAAUCUCUCUGAGAGAUGAUAAACUGUGUCUGAUGUUCCGGGUGGGAGACCUGCGCAGCUCCCAUAUUGUAGGGGCCAACAUGAGGGCUAAACUUAUCAAGUCCAAACAGACUCAAGAAGGUGAAUUCAUUCCUCUGGAUCAGACAGACAUUAGUGUGGGUUUUGAAACAGGGGACGACCGCCUGUUCCUGGUGUCUCCGCUGGUCAUCUCCCACGAGAUUGACUCCCGCUCUCCUUUCUGGGACAUGUCUCAGGGCCAGCUGGAGAAGGAUGACUUUGAGAUGGUGGUUAUCCUGGAGGGGAUGGUGGAGGCCACUGGUAUGACCUGCCAGGCACGGAGCUCUUACUUGGCAGACGAGGUCCAGUGGGGUCACAGGUUCAGCCCGAUGAUGUCAUUGGCCGAAGGGUUCUUUGACAUUGACUAUGGUGCCUUCCAUCAAACCUUUGAGGUGGACACUCCGUCCUGCUCAGCACACGAACUCUCAUUGGCUGCAGCCCGAUUGGAGGCUCAUCUCUAUUGGUCUAUUUCCAGUAAACUGGAUGAAGAGAAAUGGGAGGGCUCUUCUCUGACAAACCAAUCAGGGAAGCAGCUAGACAAUGGGAAAGGAGGGGUUGUUGGCCCCACAUUUAUUGUAGGUGAGAUCACUGGAAUACAAGAGCAAUCAGGACCGGGAGAGUUAAACGGUAGUGUCACUACUACUGACCAGUCCGAAUCAGAGGCCUGAAAGAGAUUGGAGCUGAGAUCCAAAAUGGCACCCUAUCCCAUAUAGAGCGUUGAUCAAAGGUAGUGCACUAUGUAAAGGAAUAGGGUUCCAUUUGUGAUGUACUCUUAAUUUUAUGACAGCAACAGUACUGUAAAUGACUUAGAUGAUGUAUAGCAUACAGCCAUAGAAUUUUUUUCCCACGCGAGGGCGAGAUUGGUGGUAGUGUCAUAGCUACAUCAUUGCUUUAUGUGAUUAUUCUUACUUAGAUGUGGCAAAUAACUUGACAAAUUAUAUCAGUUACAUUUUAUCUUAUAUUUCUCAGGUGAUAUCUGAUUAUUACCAAAUGUCUGUUCUAUACUAUUCUCUCUUAUAUUGUAACUGCUCUGAUCACCUCUGCCAACAUACAUUAUAAUAAUUAAUGCAAUGUUUUUGAAUAAAUUAUGUAAUCAAUAUUAUUUGCCUAUAGAAAGAGGAUGUUCAAUCAGAUGUGCUGGAAUAUUCCAAGACAAGGUGAACCAUGGUUGUAUCAUUGUUUCAUGUCAGAUGUUUCUAUUAUGUAUGUAUAUAAGCAUCAGUGAAGAUAGUAUUGCUCCAUUAUCUAAUGUAAGACAGGGUGCUUCAUAGAACAACAACCGUGUUUUGGAACAUUCUGGAAAGUUCGGAGACAUAAACAGAACCAUGUGAUGCAUCGGUUGUAUUGGGGUUUCAGUGUAUGAAAAGGAAUGGCGUGUUAUGGAUAGUUUGAUUGAGUGUGAUAGACGUGAAUAUGUGGUACUGUAUGUCUACUUUUGUAGAGCAAAUAAGAAUAGUUGGGAAUUUUAUCUUAAUAUUUUUUUAUCUCUUAAAAAUUAUUCAUUUAAAAUACAUAGACAUUUAUAUUACGAUAACAUUAAAACAACCACCACUGUUUUUUUUUAAAUGUAGAAUCAUAAUUGUGGUCAAUUAAAUGUUCUGAUCACAUAGAUCGUAUCACGGAUCCCAAUCGAAUAGGCUGAUUAUAAUGAGACAUAAACAACUUGGAGAUAAAACCAGACUUGGGAAGGUUUCUGUGCACCUUCACAGAAAGAAGCACAAGGAAAUAUUUUCUUUUUAUAACCAAUUAGGAUUUAAGCAAAGUGUCUUGCUUAGCUCGGCGAACCUGCUGCUUUUGCGUACAUUUGUGAGCAUUUUUACUAAUUGUUUUUAGUAUUCAAAAACAACAUCCGAAUAAACUGUAAUCCAAA